Pezoporus flaviventris is the source of this 2813-nucleotide messenger RNA. Its product is annotated as polycomb group RING finger protein 3-like. The transcript has 11 exons. Gene Ontology annotation, biological process: regulation of transcription by RNA polymerase II. Lineage: Eukaryota; Metazoa; Chordata; Aves; Psittaciformes; Psittacidae. Gene Ontology annotation, cellular component: PRC1 complex. The record is from RefSeq and is a predicted model, not a curated record. The coding region runs from base 743 to 1471 and encodes 242 amino acids.
CAUCGCUUCUGGCAGCCUUUGAAGCACUUGCAGUAGAUAGUGUUUAUACCAGCUUAAUUGGUUUGGUAACACUGCAGACAUAUCAAUCAUCCUGUCCUGCUUAUCAAUUAGUUUAGUUGCAGCCCAUCCGGGGCACCUGGUAGUCCCAGAUACUCCCCAUCCCCACGUCUUGUUUUUCUAUCCUGUUUUUCUUACACUUAUUUUUGUACUAAGGUCAUAAGGACCUAAAACUACGCCAACUAUAAUGGUUUAUCUUAUGCAAGUAUUCUCAGUAUGUUCUCUAGCUGCACUCUAUUUUUUUUCUGUGAAACAUGCACCUCAGUUAUUUUCCAUUGCUACUGUUACAAAGCCAUCAAACUUAACAUGACUUAGAACUUAUUCUACUUAUUUACAAAGGUUUAUAUUUUAUUUUAUGAUUUUGUGCCUCCUUGUCUGAACCCCGAGUUUGGGGGGGAACCGGAAAAAAACUGCUCCCCUUUUUGCAUAUGCAUAACAGAGUGGGAUAGGAGGAAUGGAUAAUGGGAAACCUAUAUCUUGACAGAGGCAAGGGUAUAGACCUGAGCGUAAAAAAUAAUAGGGGAACUGGAAGGAAAAGGGGACAGGAAUCAACUCCCGGAAGAUAAGAGAUUCCUGCUCCUCCCCAUUCUCUUACCGGCUGUUGCUCCUCUUCUGUUGCUGCCAUUUGUUGACAGGCCUCUGGAUGGCAGACUGAAAAGAAAUGCAAUUUUAAGAGAUACCAAAGAUGAUGACUAGAAAGAUUAAGCUUUGGGACAUUAAUGUCCAUAUAACCUGUCAUUUAUGCAAUGGAUACCUGAUUGAUGCCACUACUGUAACGGAAUGCUUACAUACUUUCUGUAGAAGCUGCUUGGUGAAGUAUUUGGAGGAAAACAACACCUGUCCAACAUGUCGGAUUGUUAUACACCAGAGCCAUCCAUUACAGUAUGUCGGUCAUGAUAGAACAAUGCAAGAUAUUGUUUACAAACUUGUGCCAGGCCUCCAAGAAGCAGAAAUUAAAAAGCAGAGGGAAUUCUAUUACAAACUGGGUAUGGAAGUACCAGGGGACAUCAAAGGGGAGAUGUGCUCUGCAAAACAACAUCUAGAUUCACAUCGCAAUGUUGAAACUAAACCAGAUGAAAAUUCAAACAAAGAAACUUCUGAAGAAAACCAGGAAGAAGAUGAUGACUAUCAUCGAAGUGAUGAACAGGUAAGCAUCUGUUUGGAAUGCAAUAGCAGCAAAUUACGUGGAUUGAAAAGAAAAUGGAUCCGCUGCUCAGCACAAGCAACAGUCUUGCAUCUAAAGAAGUUCAUUGCUAAAAAACUUAACCUUUCUUCUUUUAAUGAGCUGGAUAUAUUAUGCAAUGAAGAGAUUCUUGGCAAGGACCACACACUCAAGUUUGUAGUUGUUACUAGAUGGAGAUUUAAGAAAGCACCUCUACUGCUACAUUACAGACCCAAAAUGGACUUGCUGUAGGAGAACUUUAUUGUCCUUCUGGACAUUUGGUUUUUUGUUUUGGUGUUGUUUUGGUUUGGGUUUGUUUUGUUUUUUUUUCAGAGACUGUCAUCUCACACCUUAGUGCAGCACUCAACUCUCAUAUGACAUGAACCAGCAGAAUCAUUUUGGAAUCUUAUAGUGCUUCUAUAGCAGACUGUCCUGAAUAUUUCUAGGGAUCUGCUUCAUGGAUUUUUGAACUCUCUCUCUCUAUAUAUAUUUAUUUAUUUAUUUAUUUUUGUACAAAUGAAAUAAAUUGCAACUCAACAGGAUUCUACCAGCACUGAGUUUACAGGUAGUGAAAACACUUCAGAAUUCCAUGGAGCUCAGCCUAAUUCAUCUAUUUGUAGUUACAUAAAAAUAAGUUAAAAUGGUAUGGAAGAGAUUUUAAAUGUUGCUUUUAACACCAAAUUACUACAUUUACUUAUUUUUUUGUCUUUAAACUUUACAACUUGUUUCAUUGUUUUUCUGAGGUGUUCUUGUUUUAUGUAGUUAUUCCCAAUUAUGUGAGCUUUAAUCAAGCCGUUCUAUAGAGCAUUGAACAUAGCUAAUGAUACAGUGACUGGUGAUAUUUAUUAUGCUGAAUUAAAAACUUCCUAAAAGCCUGGAGAUCCAAUUGCUUCAUUAUUUUUUCACAAUGUUUGUUCUUCAGUAAUGUUUUAAUAUCCUCCCUUUGCAUGUUGAUUUUAAAUGAGUUCACUUGAUUUUUUUUAAAUAUGCCUUAAUAUUUUGCCGUGGCAUAAGUUACAUCUGAUCAUAACAAAUACUUAUCAGUGAUGAACUUGUGAAAUUGUUUUAAAGCAAAUAUGUCAUAUAAUAUGGGCUUGCAAAAAUAAAAUCUUAGUUUAGGGAGUAUUUGCUAUUUCGUUAGCUGUUGGGUACCUUUUGUUGACGUUGCGCAAGUUUCCAUUUCACUAGUUAAAAAUUCUUCAGGUAACUGCAAACCAUUUCUGUGUUUCUUUUACUGUUUUCUGUAUGAAACCAUAGCUGUUUAGAACUCAAUUACUAUUUAUCUCUGAGGUCAGAUUAGGUUACAGGGGCACCCUCUGGCCUUAAUGGAUAAUUUUGCUUGUGUCAAUCCCUGAGAGAAGCAAACUGCCAUAUGUGUUUGUGUGUCUGUGUACAGACAUGCAUGCACCUUAGAGAAUCCACCUUCAGUAGUGCUUAGCAGUGCUGACUACAUUGAUUGAAAGGCUUUUUAAGAUAGUCAGCUUCAUAAAAAUGUGUUAAUAGUUGAGAGUUACUUCUGCAAGCUGUAUGCUGCAUAGCAUUAUAUAUAGCAUGGAUGUGAGCGUGUCUGACAUGGAGACUUAAGUAACUGAAA